This is a messenger RNA of Racocetra persica, 700 nucleotides long. Lineage: Eukaryota; Fungi; Glomeromycota; Glomeromycetes; Diversisporales; Gigasporaceae. The record is from the annotation of a GenBank genome assembly.
CCAGAAUUAGAAUCAGAAUGCCUAGACAAUAAAGAAGGAAGUAAAACAAGUAGUAAGACAGUAGUAAAUAAACAAGGUAGUGUUAAGAAACAUAGGAAUGAUAAAAUUAGUAAUAUUAUAGAUAGUUACUGCUCAUCCACAUAUAAUAGUCCAAGUUUUGUUCUUGUGCAACUCAAUAACUUUUAUAAAGAAAUAAGAGAAUUGGAGUUUGAACAUAUAAAUAAAACAGAUAAAAUUGUUAGAGAAUCUCCUAAUUAUGAAUAUUCUCAAGAAAAGAAUGAUAGUAAUCUUGACCCUAACAUAAACCAAGAAAUUGAUCAAAAUAAAAAUUUUCGAGAAGUUCUUGUUAAAAGUCCUGAAUUAUGUAAAGCACAUAUAUCCAAAACUAGUAACUUUAUCAAUAAGCUGAAAGAAUUUGAAUUUCUUAAACCAAAGGAAAGCAAUAAGAAUUUUGGAAACCCUUUUAAUAAAAAUCUUGGAAGUUCUAGUGAUAAAUAUAAAAGUCUCAGUAUUUUAGAAGAUCUUGAGACUGAAAGUAACCAAAGUAAAGGUUUAAGCCUUGAAAGUUCUAAAAACAGUAAAAAUAUAACAUUAGUUCAAGUACUAAAGUUAAAGAUUAAGCAAAACAAUAGUAAACCUUACAAUAAAUGUAAUACUGCUAUUAAAUCACUUGAUAUAGGUGUAAAGAAAGAAGAAGGCU